Messenger RNA from Patiria miniata (bat star), 1656 nucleotides. RefSeq names its product CAAX prenyl protease 1 homolog (gene zmpste24). The coding region runs from base 95 to 1549 and encodes 484 amino acids. Gene Ontology annotation, biological process: CAAX-box protein processing. Gene Ontology annotation, molecular function: metalloendopeptidase activity. The record is from RefSeq and is a predicted model, not a curated record. NCBI's taxonomy places the organism in Eukaryota, Metazoa, Echinodermata, Asteroidea, Valvatida, Asterinidae. Gene Ontology annotation, cellular component: endoplasmic reticulum membrane. The transcript is spliced from 11 exons.
CUCUUUCGUUCGCAAAAUGCACAUGCUACAUGCAUGACAUGCAUGAGUGAUGAUCUUGGUGGUGUGAGGAGCGCAACCAUAUUUUUGUGUCGAAAUGGAAGAUUUAGUCAAAGAAACUCCCUUAAUGGAUCCUCAGACGAUAUUCCAAUAUGUCUUUAUAUUCUUCUGGGUCAUGUAUGUAUGGGAGUCCUAUCUUUCUUAUCGACAGAGGCAAGUCUACCGUAACACUGCGGAGGUACCGGCCCCGCUACGUGACAUCCUAGACCAUGAGACCUUUGAGAAGUCUCGCCUGUACCAGCUGGACAAGAGCUCCUUCGGUUUCUGGCAAGGGGUCUUUUCGCAGCUUGAAUCCUCGGCUAUUCUCCUCUAUGGGGGCAUCCCAUACAUGUGGGGAGUAGCAGGACAUGCCAUAGCGUACUUUGGUUAUGGCCCGGAAAACGAGAUCAUUCAGUCCCUGAUGUUCAUGCUGCUAGCCUCCGUUUACAGCACCAUCGUCGGCCUGCCAUGGACCGUCUAUGGCACGUUCGUCCUGGAGGAGAAACACGGCUUCAACAAACAGACAGCAGGGUUCUUCAUCAAGGACCAGAUCAAGAUGUUUCUGGUGACCCAAGCUCUGAUGGCCCCCAUUGCAUCCGGACUGCUCUACAUCAUACAGAUGGGUGGACAGUACUUCUUCAUCUAUGCCUGGGCAUUUGCAUUCGCCGUCUCUUUGAUUAUGAUCACCAUCUACGCCGACUACAUCGCCCCACUCUUUGACACCUUCACCCCUCUGCCCGAGGGAGAACUAAGGACAAAGAUUGAGGGACUCGCCAAGAGUAUUUCCUUCCCUCUCUACAAGCUCUACGUUGUUGAAGGAUCUAAGAGGUCCUCUCAUAGCAACGCCUAUUUCUACGGCUUCUUCAAGAACAAACGCAUCGUUCUGUUUGACACGCUGCUGGAGGAUUACAAGCCAGCCAGCAAAGAAGAGGAUAAACCCAAGGAGAAAAGCGAAUCCUCCGACGAGAGUCCGGUGCCAGACCAAGGAGAGGAGACCGGACCAAAGGAGGGCGUGGCAGACGAGCCAGCAAAGGAGGGAGAAAAGAAGAAGACUGGUUGCAAUGACCAGGAGGUGCUAGCUGUGCUGGCUCAUGAGCUGGGUCACUGGAAGCUGAGCCACAACCUCAAAAAUCUUGUCAUCAGUCAGGUGAACUUGUUCCUGUGCCUGUUUCUCUUCGCCCUCCUGAUCGAGAGAAAGGAACUGUUUGAGGCGUUUGGUUUCUACGACGUCCAACCCACUCUCAUAGGCCUCGUCAUCAUCUUUCAGUUUGUUUUCUCGCCAUACAACGAGGUGCUUUCGUUCUGCAUGACGGUGCUGUGUCGCCGGUUUGAGUUCCAGGCCGACGCUUUCGCCAAGUCGCUGCGCCGCGCCACGGAGCUGCGGUCGGCGCUGAUCAAGCUACACAAGGACAAUCUGGGCUUCCCAUUGGCCGAUUGGCUUUACUCCACCUGGCACUACUCCCACCCUCCCCUCCUCGAGAGACUCGCUGCCCUCGGGGAGAAAUUGGACUGAAAUCGAUGGUCUUCUUUUGGGUUGUGGACUGAGCACCUCUACGUACACCUGUAAGCACAGACAAUUUUCUGAGCUUGUUGUUUUUUAAAUGUGCCAUUCAAAACUAA